UAGCUGUUCAGUUCAAAUGCUGCGAUUGAAUUGGGUCAGGGCAGGGUACAUACUGUGGGGCAUUAGGGCGAGGAGGGCGCGGACUCUGAGAGACGCGCAGCUUCACGCGCACGAUGACGACGCCGCUUGGCGGGAGCAGGAACGCAAAGCGAAGGAGGCUGAGGCGGCCAUGCGUGAGAUCGCGCGCGCCGCGCGGGAGGCGCAUCGGCUCAGUGCGCACGUCACCUGCGACCCGCCCGAGCAGCCGCAGACUGGCAAGCCGCCCAACAGAGAAGCAGUCAUAGAAUGGUUCCGGACGCAGGAGCUAAUGCGCGGCGUGGGGCUGGAUGAGGACAAUAAGCCAGUGGAUUGGUUCCAUGGUCUGAUCACCAGAUCGGAAGCGGAGCAGCUGCUGGCGGGGCAGCCGGCUGGCAGCUUCCUCGUGCGCAUCUCUGAGCGGGUGUGGGGCUACGCGAUCUCGUACCGCGAGCCAGCUCGCUGCAAGCACUACCUGGUCGAGACGGCGGCGGGGUACCGCCUGCUCGGCGCUGGACAAAUCACUCAUCAGACUUUAGCUGAUCUCAUAAGCUACCACAAGUCGGUGGCCAUCACCGAGAGCGGUGGGGAGCUGCUGUCUGCGCCCGUGGCGCCGGCGCGCGCGCCCGCCUGCCUCACACCCUGAAUUUCCCAACGCCACUGUCUUAACGCAAUCUACCAUCGCGAAACUCACCAAUAGACGAAAACUAUGUUCCUCGUGGAUCACACUACCGCCAACGUCCAUUGACUCACAUGGCGUGAGAGGAAACUAAAUUAAAAUAGGGAUGUUUCCUGGGUUAAAAAGCAAGAGUUUUAAUUAGUCCGUCAGUUAACUUAUCAAAAAAUACUCGAUACCUAUUUUUCACUUUUUCAAACUAAUGAAAAUUUAAAAAGAUACAGCGCGCCAAAGUUCAAAAGAAGAGGCCCGUGACGUCAAUGAGUGCUUAAAAUUGCAGCACUUUGUGACGUCGCGCGGAACUUCGAUGCACGAUAACUUUAUAAUUAUGUGUUUGAUUGACAAUUAAAAAUAUACGUGUCCAAUAUUUCUUGAUAUUAAAAUUUACGGACUAAAAAUUUUUUUAGGAAACUAGCCUAUUAUGUGCCCGGCACGGCAAAAUAAAAGCACGGCUAACUUUGAAGAACUCACGCCACGAGGAAAGCUUAGAUUAUCAAACUACAUGAUCAAGAUAAUACGUAGGUAUCCAUCGCUCGUUGUGUACUUGGCUUUCAACUCAAAAUACGGUUCAUAGAACGUUAGUACAUUCCCCUAAUCUUCUCAAAAUAUGAUCAUUCAAUGUUUUUGCCAGAAUAAGCGCGUAUAGUAGAUACGUCGCAAAAUAAAUAACAUGCAAUCACAGUUACGCGUACGAUACAACACGUGACACAUUGUAGUUUCAUUUAAUCUAGCAAAUUCUGUUAAAUAAACAUUUACAUAUUGUGUCGAAAUCAUUUUGAGAUUUUCCAUGGCCUGAAUUCAUAUUUUAAACAUUCAUUAGGGAAAUAGGAAAAUGAGCUUAAUAAAGCAAAUUAGAUAUUUGAUCAAAAUGAUGUUAUAGAAUAUUUCUUGACUUAACCAAACUAUUUUGAUUAUUUAAUAACAUAAAUCAGUCAAUAUUUUAGUCACUAAGCCGUAAUCGAUUUUGUAUAAUAGUUUUAUUUUAGUGCCUAGUUAUAAGCAUUGAAUAUUUUAUGAUGAGGACUUUUCAUUUAAUUUUUCGAAGUCUCGAUAUUACUAGGUAUAUAGGAGUGAUCAUUUAAACGGAGCUUGUAGCAGUCAAAAAUGAACGCGAGUGUGUAUAAAAUCCCGCACAUUAUACCAGAUUGCAUCCAAUAGAUUCUAUUGUAUUAACCUUCUUCACAAUAAGGGAGCAAUUUUCUUGUGGACCAACUUUUAGGGCUAAUUUUUCAAUCGGAUAGCCCCUGGGCCACACACAUCGUGAUCGAAUCUUCGGGUCAUCACGAUGUAUGUGGCCAAGAUGCAUCUGAAGAAAUAAUUAUGUUUAUUCUUCAGUUAAGAGAUAUCCGACGUCCUUCAGAAAAAAGAUAUUAUAAUUUUGCACAAGUUCAUAUGCCAGCUGCGCUGGUGAGAUAAGCUGCACUUCUCUUUAACAUAAAACCACAUUUUAUUGUACAGCAGCGUCAAAUAGUUCGUGACACCCGAAGUGGCCAAAAAGUUCAAAACACAACCUUAUUCCAAUAGGC
Molecule: messenger RNA, 2217 nt
Organism: Ostrinia nubilalis (European corn borer)
Lineage: Eukaryota; Metazoa; Arthropoda; Insecta; Lepidoptera; Crambidae
Product: SH2 domain-containing protein 4B-like
Exons: 5
Coding region: 17-661 (214 amino acids)
Cellular component (GO): cytoplasm
Source: RefSeq, a predicted model, not a curated record